This is a messenger RNA of Paracoccidioides lutzii Pb01, 429 nucleotides long. RefSeq lists its product as hypothetical. The record is from RefSeq and is a predicted model, not a curated record. The transcript is spliced from 3 exons. Bases 1 to 429 code for a protein of 142 amino acids.
AUGGGUCCAUCUCAAGUCGAUACCUCCUACCAUACUAUAAUUGGCAACUGCUGGUUCACAGUCCUAGAGCUUGUAGCUCAGGAAAGGCUUUUCUUGCGGACACAAUGGACGAACCCGGCCCAUAAACCACAUAUUGUCCGAAGGAGAUCGACAAUUUGUACCAGCGAGAGGGUCGAGGCCGACAGACGAGCCGAGUUUUUACGGCAUGAACUCGAAUCGCGGUCAGGUGGACAAAAGUCCACCCAAAACGUAUGCAGGUCUGCAGGAAACUUGGCCAUGACUCCUCCAGUCGAUAUAAGACUCCCGAAGCCACGGGAACAACAAUAUGCCGGUGCGAAAUUCCCAUCACCCCUUAGAGAGAUCUCAGAAACAAUGGGCGUUGAACUCCAUGGCAUGCUUUUUCACCUUCCGGAAUCCUCCACCACAUGA